CAGUAGCUUGCAAGCGUGUGUACUUUCUCCGUUUCAUUUGGAAUGGAUUACUACUGUAACUUCGUUUCACCGCCCAGUCAGAGCGUCAUACUGGUUGCCAAGAAGCUAGGCAUAAAGCUAAACCUCAGGAAAAUGAACAUAUACAAUCCCGUCGAAAUGGAUACCCUGUCCAAGCUCAAUCCUCAUCACAUCCUGCCGAUGCUGGUAGACAACGGCACUGUUGUAUUCGAACCGUGCGCGAUCGUCCUGUAUCUGGUGGAAAUGUACGCCAAGAACGAUGCGCUCUAUCCGAAGGAUGCACUAGUGCGGUGCGUAGUGAAUCAGCGGCUCUUCUUCGACGUUGGCACACUGUACAAACAGAUCUACGAAAACGUGCACGUUCAAAUGCGGAACAGUCAGCCCAGCGAGAAGCAGGUGCAAAGGUUGCAGAAGGCAGCCGACGUGCUGGAACGCUUCCUUACCGAACGAUCGUACGCGGCCGCAGAUCAGCUGACGGUGGCGGACAUUUGUUUGCUAGUUACGGUCAAUGCGCUCACGCUUUGGUUGGGCUACGAGCUUGCACCUUAUCCACGGAUCAGAGAUUGGCUCGGGAGAGUGGUGGCAGAGCUUCCGGGUUGUGUUGAGUUUCAAAGGGAGGUAGAGGACGCCACCAGGGCGUACGUAGUCAAUCGAAAGAUUCCACAUUGGCCAGUACCGUUCGCUGCCAGGAAUCGAAUACACACGAUGGAUCUGUAUUACCACAUUCGCUCACCACCAUGUCAGCCGGUUGUAUUUCUGGCCCGCCAUUUGGGUCUGGAGUUUAACCACAUAGUGACGAGCAUCUAUGAUCCGGCGGACUUUGAAGUGCUCAAGAAAGUGAAUCCACAACACACCAUCCCCACGCUGGUGGACAAUGGCCAUAUUCUGUGGGAGUCGUACGCCAUCCUGAUCUAUCUGGCGGAGAAGUACGCACUGGACGAUAGUCUCUACCCAAAGGAUGCUUGCGAACGAUCGAUCGUACAUCAGCGGCUCUUCUUCGAUAGUGGAAUGUUCCAGAACACCACACUGCAGGCGGUAUUGUCGCACUUGCGCAACAACCCAAUCACGGACGAGCAUCUGGCUAAGGUGAAGCGCGGCGUGGAGAUAGUGGAGAUGUAUCUCACGGACAGCCCGUACGUUGCUGGCCAGAAGCUGACGAUUGCCGAUUUUUCGAUCUUUGUAAGCUUCUGCUCGCUCGACAUGAUGAAGUACGAUCUGACGGCGUACCCGAACGUGCAGCGAUGGUUCGCAAAGAUGGGCACGCACAUUCCCGACCUGGAGCCAACGCGCAAAACGAUCGAGGAGGAGCUCCGGGCUCUGCUGCAAUCGAUGAACAAGUAAGGUACGGAGAAGAGACACGGUACGGUCGGAUCACGUCAGUGCUUUAUGAAGUGUGCUUUUACAAUAAAGUGCUAGGCGAGGACUCGGCCAAAUGACUGCGGGUCAUUAGAAACCAGA
Anopheles arabiensis is the source of this 1476-nucleotide messenger RNA. RefSeq lists its product as uncharacterized. Gene Ontology annotation, molecular function: glutathione transferase activity. The record is from RefSeq and is a predicted model, not a curated record. Gene Ontology annotation, biological process: glutathione metabolic process. NCBI's taxonomy places the organism in Eukaryota, Metazoa, Arthropoda, Insecta, Diptera, Culicidae. Bases 43 to 1359 code for a protein of 438 amino acids. The transcript is spliced from 4 exons.